This is a messenger RNA of Trametes versicolor FP-101664 SS1, 474 nucleotides long. RefSeq lists its product as uncharacterized. The annotation marks the transcript as partial. The record is from RefSeq and is a predicted model, not a curated record. Lineage: Eukaryota; Fungi; Basidiomycota; Agaricomycetes; Polyporales; Polyporaceae. The transcript has 2 exons.
UUCAGCCCGAAUACGAGAUCCUAUGGUGUGAUUCGCAUGAAUCCAGUCGCCAUGGUGCAAGAUCUCAACGACCCGGAAGCCUUGUCCGCCGCGGAGGCCUUGCAAACCAAGGCGUACCUCAUAUAUAUUGAUCAUGAGUUGGAGCUUCCGUUCCCCAACAAACCAUGGUAUCGUUACGACGUCAGUGCCAUAGCGCCUACCCUGCGAGCGGAGAACACAGAGGAGGGAUACGCCGCGGACAUGUGCGUCCCCAUCUUUCCGAAUACGUCCCACCCUUUGGGGCGCACCCCUGUGCGCACGAAGCCGGUCUUCCCGUACAGCAAUUGCUAUCACUGGGCGGAGUUCAAGAUGGAGAUCCGUGUCCGCGCACGACCGGAACAGUUCGAUGAGCGAGAAGCCACCUCUUUGCCUUUCUCGGAGUUCAGACAGUUGGAAAGAUACUUGGGAGAGGACAGGCUGCGUAUGGGUGAGCUG